This is a messenger RNA of Dendroctonus ponderosae (mountain pine beetle), 2631 nucleotides long. RefSeq names its product TBC1 domain family member 15 (gene Tbc1d15-17). Gene Ontology annotation, biological process: activation of GTPase activity. The record is from RefSeq and is a predicted model, not a curated record. Gene Ontology annotation, molecular function: GTPase activator activity. NCBI's taxonomy places the organism in Eukaryota, Metazoa, Arthropoda, Insecta, Coleoptera, Curculionidae. Bases 11 to 2008 code for a protein of 665 amino acids. The transcript is spliced from 8 exons.
UCUGUUUGAAAUGUCAUCUGUUUCUGUCAUUUACUUUGACACUAUUUACAAAUAUGUGAUAUUUGUUUAUCAAGUUUAUUGGGGAAUUUUCGAUCAAUUUUUUUCCGUUUUCCUCCACCAACGCCAUCGGCCACAAAAGCAGGUCGUACCCACGGUUCAGGUCUUUUCCCAUGCGACUUACUUCCCAAUCAUGGACGAUAUUGUAGGCGAUAAAAAUGCCAAGUUCAAAGAACUGUACAACCAGGAUGGGGUAUUUUUAAGACAGGCUGGUGAAAUGUAUACCCCGAUGUUUGGCUGUACGGGAUCCCUGUACCUUUGGGAACACAUUAGCGACGCAGAGAGCAAACCAGAAGUGCCUUCCCGAUUUUUAGAGUGGAGGCCACAGGACUUUGUUGAGUUGAAGACCGCUCUUGAUGAGGGCAGCGAGGAGUGGACUCUCAUCGAGAGUGUGAAGAAGCGAUGCCGAACCUCGAGCGGAAAUAUGGUUAAGGACUUCCUCAACAGCAUCGGUAAUCUGAAUGUUUGCUUUAGUAACAUCAAAAGCCUCAGAUGUUCAAAGCACGACGUUCUAACCACUUUCUACGAUGGCUCCUGUGAAUUGUUGGCCAGCUUUGUCUUUCCAACCAGCGAGUCUCGCGAGCACUUUCUCGGUACGAUACAGGCUUUUGUUCGACUGCAGCCCACACGGCGGGACAAAUCCUUAUUUAUUGUUUACGAUGCCGCUAGUCCAGGAUUUAAGGACCUGGAGAAGUCAUUCGCUGCCCUGGACCUGAAAACCGAUAGUUCAUUCUGGUCUUUGCUUAAGAACAUCAAAAGCAAUCCCUACGAGAAAAGUAUGGAGGCCUUUGCGAAAGUGACCGGAUAUGUUUACAACAGUGUUGAUGACGAAGAACAUUACAUGGCCCAAGACGAUCUCCAAAGAUCCAUCUCGGAAAUAGGCGACGAUGCUUCAGCUUACGCAGUUUACGACAUUCCCAACUGCUUGCCUAUGCGGGUGGAUUAUCCUCGAUGUAAUCCGCUCACCAGAGAACAGUGGCGAGCGCAGCUCAACGGUGAAGGGCAGCUAGAAGACGUCGAGUCGAUAAAAACUUUGAUUUUCCGUGGGGGUAUUAGUCCGGAUAUUCGUCGCGUAGUCUGGAAAUUUCUGCUCGGCUACUAUCCUUGGGAUAGCACUGAAAAAGAACGACAUGCACUUGAUAUCAGCAAAAUGGAGAGCUAUUAUAAAAUAAAGAUGCAAUGGACGACUUUCAGCAAGGAGCAAGAGGACAACUUUUCAGAUUUUUCACAAAGGAAGAGCCUAAUCGAGAAAGAUGUGAAUAGAACGGACAGGGUUCUCGAUUUUUAUGCCGGCGAGAAUAACUACAACAUAUUCAGCCUGAACAACAUUCUAUUGACUUAUCUGUUGUAUAACUUUGACUUGGGGUACGUGCAAGGAAUGAGCGAUCUUUUGUCGCCCAUUUACAUGCUACUCCGCUGCGAAGUUGAGGCUUUUUGGUGUUUCGUGGGAUUCAUGAAGCAGGUGAUGUCCAACUUUGACUACGACCAAAACGCCAUGAAGGAACAGCUGAAAAGCAUGUACUUGCUGGUCAAUUUCAUCGAUCCGCAAUUGUCCAAGUAUUUUGAGGACCACGAGUGUGCAAACAUGUACUUUUGCUUUCGGUGGCUGUUGGUCUGGUACAAGCGGGAACUUCAGCAGGAUGAGGUGGCUCGGCUUUGGGAAGUGCUCUGGACCGGUUAUCCAUGCAAGAACUUCCAUCUACUGAUCGGUGUGGCCAUUCUGGAACAUGAGCGCGAUGCUUUGAUGGGGGACAACAACGGUUUCACGGAGAUUUUAAAAUUCAUCAACGAACUGACUGGAAAGCUGGACAUUAAUCUGAUGAUCAACCAUGCAGAGGGGAUUUAUCAUCAGAUUAAAGACGCCGACCAUUUGACUGAUGCGGUUAGGAAUAUUCUGGGUAUUCCGGUGGCUGAAGCAUCUGGUGACGGGAAAAAAUCAACCAAUAUCUGAAUCGCUUUCCAGGUUUGCAGUCUAAGCCGGAAGACGAUGGGUCACCCCGAAAAGGCGUAAGCGAGCCUGACGAGAUCGAAUUCGAGAAAUCCAUCUACUCGAACUUUUUGUAAUCGUCAACUGGAAGACUGGUAUUUUUAUUUAGGCCUUAAGAUUAAUUUGUAUUGAAAGUUUAUGAAUAGUAAUGUUUCCCCAUUGGUCAAUUAUUUAGGGAUUUAUUGUAAACUUCGGGAUGCAACCCACAGGAUUUUCCGAGACUUCUGUCCAUUGUGAGUACGUGAGAAUGUCCUUUAUUUUAUAGGAAAUAAACAGUCCAAUUCAUGCAGUUGAUUUGUCUCCUCUUGAGGAAACCGCAACAGCAUGACUUGAAUUGGUGAAAUUAAACAGGACAUUUUGCAGUAUUUCGCUCUUGUAUUGUACCAUUUUAUUGCCAUUUUAUUUGUUGUAUUUAUCAGAAUACUUCUAGUGCAACUAUAUGAUAUAGUUUUUAUCUGUAUGUAUUAUCUGUCUCAUAUUUUAUUAUCUCCCAAUACUUGAAUUUGUAUUUGAUUGAUGAUUGAUUAUAGUGGUUUAAUUCACACCGUGUACCUAGUGAGAGCGUAUUAUAUACAAGUUAUCAAUAA